CCGCAGUUUCAAUAAUAAAGUUGAAUAACUAAUUAAUGUAGGAUAUACAAUACUGACUAAGCGUACAAACCACCAAGCAGACGUGAUGCGUCAAUUAUGGUGUGUGGCUUUCAUUGUUUUAGCGUUACCGUCAUCACAAGGAUUCAACGAUAUACUAAACCGCAAUCGCAGAAUGGAUGGUUGGUACAAUAAUCUUGACCACCCACAAUGGGGUUCACCAGGCGAACGUAUGAUCCGUCGUUCAACCAACGGGUAUUCCAACGGCAUCAACAAACCAAUAGAAGAUGGCUUACCAAACCCACACACCCUAAGUCGUUUGCUGAUGCGUGGCGAAUCUGGGAUUCCGUCGGUGACCGGAAAAUCAGUUUUUCUAGCAUUUUUCGGUCAACAUGUGGGCGAUGACAUGAUUGACAGCAGAAGAAACGCUUGUCCGAGUGAAUACAUCAACAUUGAGAUAGAGGAAAACAAAGAAAGCAACAACCACAUACUACCCAUGUAUAGAUCGAAGUUUAUUACGGGUAGCGGGUCGUCUGUUAAUUCACCGAGGAUGCUGGUAAACGAGGCGACGUCGUGGCUUGACGGUAGCGUGAUAUAUGGCAACAGUCACUCGUGGUCGGAGCAUUUGAGGUCAUUUGAGAGGGGUCGUUUAAAAGAAGAAGACGGUCACCCGGGAUACCCAUCGUUUAAUAGAAACGAGAUUCCAUUAUACAACCCGACUAUUGACCUUAAACGGCCACCGAAGACACGAAACCCUGAAGAACUACUUAGUUUCGGUAACCCCCGAGGUAAUGAAAACCCAUUUCUGAUGACGAUUGAAAUUAUUUGGUUUCGAUGGCACAACCAUUUAGCGGAAAAGAUUGCAGUCCAGAACCCGGACUGGUCUGACCAGCAGAUUUUCGACAAAGCAAGAAAAUGGACGAUUGCCACUUAUCAGAACAUCGCUUUCUACGAAUGGUUGCCGGAAAUCAUAGGGACUUCUCCACCGCCAUAUCGGGAAUACAACAAAUUCAUGCUGCCUAGCGUGUCUGUCGAAUUCUCAAUCGCCGCGAUGCGACUUGGUCACAGUUUGGUGCCAAGCGGGGUGGUGCUGCGACAACCUGACUGCAGCCCUAUCGACCCAUUACCAGAGGAUUAUUUGGCUUCUGCCGGGGAGCCUGCAUUGCGACUUUGCAACACUUAUUGGCAGUUACAGGACGCAUUGCUGGAUCUGGGAAUCGAGGGAAUAGUUCUCGGUAUGACAUCACAGAACGCCGAAGAAGAAGACGCAGUGGUGGUGGACGACCUGGCAGGUUUCUUGUACGGUCCACUUAAACGCACACGAAUGGAUUUGGAAGCCAUGACAAUACAAAGGGGCAGAGACGCCGGUUUACAAAGAUACAAUGAAGUUCGAAAAACCUACGACCUUCCCCCAAUAACAGACUUCUCACAAUUAAACCCAAGUUUACCCAACGAGGUGAUCGCAAGACUAAGAAAUGCUUAUAACAACGAUACCAACAAGCUGGAGUUGUACGUGGCUGGAAUGAUGGAAGAUCGAAGUAACGCAAGCAACGUUUUGUUUUAUAAGAUUAUUUUGGAGCAGUUUCAACGCACGAGAGACGGGGAUAGACUAUGGUUUGAAAACGCUCAAAAUGGACUUUUCAACGCAAGCGAAUUGCAAGAAAUAAGACAAACGACAAUGAGGGAUAUUAUAGCUGCCACUACAACUUUUAACAGAAGCUUGUUUCAGCCGAACGUUUUUAACACUGCAGGGUCUCGAUGCGCGUCUAUAACUGUUAGAAAAGAUAUGUUCAGCAAAUCCUGUACACCCAACACGGGAAUUGAUUUCUUUUAUGGAUACUGGGGGAAAUAUGCAGGAAUAGUCGUUCUUUUGCUUCUAUUUCCAUUUGUAUCCUACUUCGUUAUGUGUAUGAUUGCAUGGAAGAGACAAUACGAUCUGGCAAAAGCUAAGAAGAUAGCCACACAGAAGGUCACACGACGAAAGUCCUCUUCUCAGAAUGAGGCGGAGAUAGAGAGUGAAGACGGAGCUGUGUUUUCAGCAUUUGAGGUUGAGGGUCAGGAUAAAUCAAGAAGAGUAGUUGUUAUGUUGGAAGGUACAUGCAUCAAGCUAUUCAGCAGUGCAGGGAGAGAGCUACGGAAAAUCUGCUUUUCUCAUUUUAAGAAAUCAUUUCUGUUUAUGUCUCGGAACAAAAGGAAAGAUUUAAUUGUAAUAAGAGUGCCAAAAGAAUACGAUGUGGUGUUAAGGUUUAAUGACUCUCUAGAGAGGGUGGAAGCAAUAAAGAAUGUACAAGAGUUCAUGCAACAUAAUGGUGUGAAUGUUGAUGUGUUCGAGAUGGACGAAUCCGCAUUAAAAGAAGAAGCAGUCACAAAAGAAGCAAGACAAGCUCUUCUGGAGACAUUUUUGAGACAAACUUUUGCCGAGGCAUUAAACAUCGAUGAUGCUGUUGAACAAAAUUCGAAAGCCAAGUACAGACAUAAAACAAUGGAGGUUGCCGAUUGUGAACUAACCCAGAUGGAGCUGGCUGAAACGAUGGGAAUGAAACCAGACUCUCUCUUUGUGACUCAAAUGUUUCAACUUGCAGAUACAGACCACAGUGGAUACCUCUCUUUUAGAGAAUUUGCUGAUCUCAUCAUAUUACUUAUGAAUGGGUCACCAGAGCAGAAGGCGAAGAUGUUGUUUGAUAUGUAUGAUGUUGACCAUAGUGGAGAGAUCAACAGAGAGGAAGGAAGAAACAUGAUCAAAUCCUUCUUGGAGAUGGCUGGUGCUAAUCUUGGUCCUGAUGAAGUUUCAGCAGCAGUAUCUACCAUAUUUAAAGAGGCGGGAAUUGGGGAGAACAAGGACUCACUUACACUUGAGGAUUUCACUUAUGUCCUCUUAAAAGAUCAUAGAGAAGCUUUUGAAAGUUCAGAACUUUCAAUGCCAGGAAUUACAAAAUCACUGAAAAAGAAAAUGAAUCACCAAGCACACCAUGCAUCACCAAUGAUAAGAAGACAGGAUACAUAUGGAACUUCUUCAGAAGAGGUCAAUGGAACUGAGAUUAGACAGCGAGUAACAAGCAACUCUGACACAAAGGAAGGAAAGUCCAAUGGCAAAGUGUUUUCUGAUGCAACAGUCUCGCAUGAGGAGAAAACAUGGUUUGCACGAACAUGGAAAUAUUUGAAAAGAAAUGUAGAAAAUUAUCGACGCCAUAUAUUCUGUAUGGUUAUAUUUUAUGGAAUCACUAUUGCACUAUUAGUGGAACGGGCAACCUUACACGCUUAUGGAGCGCAACACAUUGGCAUCCGAAGAGUAACAGAAUGGGGCAUUAUCAUCAGUAGAGCAUCAGCUGCAGCUAUUAGCUUCCACUUCAGAUCUAUUCUGCUUACGAUGUCACGAAAUCUGAUCGCAACUUGUCGUGAAACUUUACUAAAGAACUUAAUUCCAUUUGACUCAGCAGUUGCCUUCCAUAAGCAGAUUGCAUAUGUGGCACUUGUGGAAACAAUUUUUCAUGUUCUUGGCCAUGCAUCCAACUUUUACCACUUCUGUGUUCACCCACUGCCAGUGCUUGCGUGCCUCUUUCCAAAGAUAUUUGUAGAUGAUGGAUCUGAUUUACCAAAAUCUUUAACAUGGUGGUUCUUUGAAACAAUCACUGGUUUAACAGGAGUUCUUUUGCUUCUAACCAUCUCUAUUAUUUACGUAUUUGCGAUGCAGUAUUCAAGGAGAUUUUGCUUUCGUGCAUUCUGGAUAACCCACCAUUUAUACACGGUGCUCUAUAUCCUUACCAUACUUCAUGGAAGUCUCGGGAUUGUCCAAGCUCCAGUCUUCCAUUUCUACCUCGUUGUUCCUGUUGUGAUUUUCCUUAUUGACAAGAUGAUCACCAUCAGCAGAUCAAAGGUUCAAAUCACAGUCAUCAAAGCUGAGGCUUUACCAUCAGGUGUUCUGAACUUGGUAUUCAAGCGUCCAGUGGCAUUUGAUUACCAAUCAGGUCAAUGGGUUCGGAUUGCAUCUUUGUCUUUGGGAACAAAUGAAUACCAUCCAUUUACACUUACUUCUGCUCCACAUGAGAGAUACCUGUCUCUUCAUAUACGAUCUGUGGGACCAUGGACAAGUAACUUGAGAAAUCUGUAUCAAACUGCCGUUGAACACCAAGGAAAACUUCCAAAUUUAUAUCUUGAUGGACCAUUUGGAGAGGGCCACCAGGAUUGGUAUAAAUAUGAAGUAUCUGUACUGGUUGGAGCUGGUAUCGGUGUAACUCCUUUUGCUUCCAUAUUGAAAGAUAUUGUCAAUCGGACUUCAACAAAGAAAGGAAGUCACAUUCCAUGCAAAAAGAUUUACUUCAUCUGGGUAACACGCACACAAAGACAUUUUGAAUGGCUUACUGAUAUCAUUCGCGAGUUAGAAGAGACAGCAGGAGGGGACCUCGUAUCAACGCAUAUCUACAUUACACAAUUUGCCAAUAAAUACGACCUUAGAACAACCAUGUUGUACAUCUGUGAGAGAUACUUCCAGAAAGUUGCCAACAAAAGUAUGUUCACUGGACUGAAAGCAAUCACACACUUCGGAAGACCACAAUUUGAAGCUUUCUUGGAUUCAUUACAAACAAAGCAUAAAGAGGUGCGAACAUUAGGUGUUUUUAGUUGCGGACCACCUGGGUUAACCAAUGGUGUAGAAGACGCAUGUAGAAACCUAAACAAACUAAACAAAGCAAGAUUCAACCAUUUUUAUGAAAACUUCUGAACACUUUUAAAGCCACAGAAUUCCAGACGAAGAUUCGAAAUCUUUAUGAAGAUAUCUCUUCAAAUAUUUGCGGCUAUUGUUGCAGUAUCAAUAAGCAUUGAGAUUUGAUAGAUUGUGCAUUAAGUGCUAUGUAGUUCUGUAUCUUGUACAAUAUUGCAGUUUGCUUUGCUUUACUAAAUAUACACAAUAUUAGUUUAAC
Molecule: messenger RNA, 4913 nt
Organism: Ciona intestinalis (vase tunicate)
Lineage: Eukaryota; Metazoa; Chordata; Ascidiacea; Phlebobranchia; Cionidae
Source: RefSeq, a predicted model, not a curated record